AUGACAGCAUUCGACGUAAAUAACCUCCCCGCUUCGGAGGAUGAAAUAGAUUAUUCAGACAUUGAAGCCAAGUACCAAGUGCCAUUUGAAGAAGGGUUCGAUAAUAUCAUAGUAGUUGAUAAAGUUCCAAUAGUUGAGGAAAGUAAAAAAGACAAACUCUUUAGAACAAUGCGAAAAAUAUUCCGCACAGCUGGAGUUGGAGAGAUCAAAGAAGGAGGAAUAAGUAUGCCAAUGGAUCUAAAUGCCGAGACAGGGAAACUAGCGUCUAAGGGUUUUCUGUUUAUUGAGAUGGAAACUGCGGAGCAAGCAAACCUUGCGGUAAAACAAUUAAAUAAUCAUCCAAUGGAUCGAUCCCAUAUCCUGGCUAUCAAUCGUUUUACAGAUAUCGAAAAGUAUUCGCAAUUGAAAGAGGAAUAUGUAGACCCAGAGGAAGAGAAGUUUACCGAGCGGGAACAUUUGCGAAGCUGGCUUACCGAUUCGCAAGCAAGAGAUCAAUUUGUCUUACACCGUGGAGACGAAGUGAGCAUUUAUUGGAAUCGCAAAACUGAGCCACCGGAAGAAAUCCAUAAACGACAAUAUUGGACAGAAACAUACGUUCAGUGGUCUCCAUUAGGCACGUAUCUAGCUACAUUCCAUCGGCAAGGUAUAGCACUCUGGGGCGGACCAAGUUGGAAUAAAAUAAUCCGGUUUGUCCAUCCGGGCGUCAAACUAAUUGACUUUUCACCCAACGAACGAUAUCUCGUCACUUGGAGUUACGAACCAAUCACCCUCAAUAAUGGCAUACCAGGCUCGCCUUUUGGAAUGGAGGACGAAGGAAAUCAGUUGAUUAUCUGGGACGUCCAUUUUGGUGCUCUACUUCGUUCCUUCCCUUCUUCAACGUCCCCCGACGACACUUCAAAUAAGAUUACGUGGCCUAUGUUUAAAUGGUCGCACAACGAUAAGUAUUUCGGACGCGUGACUGUCGGUCAACAGAUAUCCAUAUAUGAGACUCCUGGGAUGGGUCUGGUUGGCAAGAAGAGCAUUAAGGUUGAAGGAGUGGCUGAUUUCGAAUGGGCUCCUGUUUCAGAAAGAGAUAAGGAAAAGGAUAAGAGUAAAGACAAACACGGGGAUAAGAAGACUAGAGAAGAGAUAAUCAGUUUUUGGACACCUGAAAUAGGCAAUCAGCCAGCUCGUGUUACUCUAAUGAGUAUUCCAUCAAAGGAGAUUAUAAGGACUAAGAAUUUGUUCAGUGUUGCCAAUUGUAAGCUGCAUUGGCAGUCAAAUGGGGAUUUCUUAUGUGUAAAAGUAGACCGUCACACAAAGACUAAGAAGUCGACAUUUGCUAAUCUCGAAAUUUUCCGAGUCCGUGAAAAGGAUAUUCCAGUAGAAGUAAUAGAAGUCAAAGACACUGUCAUGGCAUUUGCAUGGGAACCGAAGGGAGAGAGGUUUGUUAUAAUAACCACAAAUGAUCCGGCAUACGGUCAACCGAGUACUACACCAAAGACAUCCGUAGUUUUCUAUUAUCUCGACAAGGCGAAACCCGUGAAUGGCACGCAGACAGUAGCAAAUUUUAAACUAAUCAAAACGCUCGAUAAGAAAACCUCGAAUUCUAUUUUCUGGUCUCCUCGUGGUAGACACGUGAUAUUAACUACGUUAAGAUCACAGUCAACCUUUGACUUGGAAUUUUGGGAUUUAGAUUUUGAGGGAACGGCAGAACAGAAAGAGGCUGCUAGACAGGAUCCUGGUGCAUCCUUGCAGUUGAUGAGUGUGCAAGAACAUUAUAAUGUUACCGAUAUCGAAUGGGAUCCAACUGGCAGAUAUGUUAUUACCAGUUCUAGUAUGUGGAGGCAUUCGGCCGAGAAUGGCUAUACAAUCUGGGACUUCAAAGGAACCCAAUUGCGGCGGUAUCUUCUUGAUAAAUUCAAACAAAUCCUUUGGCGACCCCGCCCUCGAUCCCUUCUUACUAACGAGCAAAAGAAGAAAGUUCGUAGGAGCCUUCGUGAAUACUCCAAAGUAUUUGAAGAGGAAGAUGCUCUCGCCCAGACAUCUGUUUCCAAAGAGCAAAUAGCUCACCGACGUCGCCUUAUGGAUGAAUGGAAUGCAUGGCGCAAACGCGUUGAAAAUGAAUUGGCUGAAGAGAGAGAACUUGCCGGGUUGCCUCCAAUUGAUACGAGAGAGGAUGAGGGCGUGGAAGUAAUUGAAGAGUGGGUUGAGGAGGUUGUCGAGGAAACCGAGGAGAUUGUAGAUGAGUAA
Molecule: messenger RNA, 2232 nt
Organism: Paraglomus brasilianum
Lineage: Eukaryota; Fungi; Glomeromycota; Glomeromycetes; Paraglomerales; Paraglomeraceae
Source: the annotation of a GenBank genome assembly